Alnus glutinosa is the source of this 945-nucleotide messenger RNA. Its product is annotated as putative UPF0481 protein At3g02645. The record is from RefSeq and is a predicted model, not a curated record. NCBI's taxonomy places the organism in Eukaryota, Viridiplantae, Streptophyta, Magnoliopsida, Fagales, Betulaceae. The coding region runs from base 1 to 945 and encodes 314 amino acids. The transcript has 3 exons.
AUGGCACACCAUGCGAUCCUCAGGGAUAUUAUCAUGCUGGAAAACCAAAUCCCUCUCUUUUUGCUUAGAGAAGUCCACAAAUUUUAUCUGCUGCAUGAAGAUCAUGACCAAGCAUUAGCCACAAUGCUGAUGGGUUUUUGCAAAGAUCUAUCACCCAUCAAGUACAUUAAUUACCAACAUAUUUCAGAAGAAUGUUUUGAGAGAGCUCAUUUGCUAGAACUUCUCUACCACAUGGUUGCACCAAAGCUGCAACUUGUACUUGAUUAUCUCACUGCCGUUCUCUAUCUCUCUCUGCCAUCGUUCUUCUCUACCGAUGUCGUCUCCACCUCCGGAAGAGUGCAGGAAUCAUUUCUCAAAGAAGAAUUGAGUCCUUUGGUCGAAGAGUUUGCAAUCCCAAGCCUGACACAACUUCAUAAAGUUGGUGUCAAAUUUCGCCCAACAAAGGGUGGAUUGGAAUCCAUAAAUUUCGACAAGUGUUGUGGUAAAUUUUACCUUCCCGUUAUUCAUUUGGAUGAUAACUUGGAAGUUGUGCUAUGGAACCUGGUGGCCUAUGAGGCAUGCAUUGCGCCGGAGGUGAUGGUUUUUACACGUUACAUGGAAUUGAUGAAUGGAAUAAUUGAUAGUGAGGAGGAUGUGAGGAUUCUUCGAGAGGCGGGGAUCAUCUUGAACCGACUCAAAAGCAAUGAAGAAGUAGCAACGCUUUGGAAUGGCAUAACGAAGUCUGUGAGGGUAACGAAAGUUCCCAUUCUGGACAAGGCCAUUGAAGGUGCAAAUACUUAUUAUUCGGGGAGUUGUAAGGUCAGGAUGAACGUGGCCAUGAAGAAGUACGUCUUUGGUUCAUGGCCAUGUCUUACGUUUCUAGCAGCGAACAUUCUGAUUUUGUUGUCUACUCUGCAGGCUGCGUGCACGAUGUACAAUUGCUCCAAAAUUUUCAAGGCUCUAUGA